Molecule: messenger RNA, 2970 nt
Organism: Carassius carassius (crucian carp)
Lineage: Eukaryota; Metazoa; Chordata; Actinopteri; Cypriniformes; Cyprinidae
Gene: chrnb4
Product: cholinergic receptor, nicotinic, beta 4 (neuronal)
Exons: 6
Coding region: 99-1670 (523 amino acids)
Biological process (GO): chemical synaptic transmission; nervous system process; signal transduction
Cellular component (GO): synapse; neuron projection; postsynaptic membrane
Molecular function (GO): transmembrane signaling receptor activity; acetylcholine-gated monoatomic cation-selective channel activity
Source: RefSeq, a predicted model, not a curated record
CUCUCUCUCCUGGAUGGUCCGCGCUGCUCGUGCUGUGUCUGCGGGUGCCAGCGCUUCAUCCUCCUCAUCCUCAGUGUCUUUGCUCUGUAUCGAGGUCUAUGAGGAGGAAUGGACUGAGGAUCUCCAGCAUGACGCGCGCGCUCUCCGUCCUCCUGUGCGCAUUCUCUCUCCUCCGAAGUGGCUUCUGUGCAGACUCAGAGGAGCGCCUGAUGAACUGGCUGCUGGGUAAAGAUCGCUAUAACAAACUGAUCCGGCCGGCGUUGAACAGGACCGAGAGAGUGACCGUUCUCCUGCAGGUGUCUCUGGCACAGCUCAUCAGUGUGAAUGAGAGAGAGCAGAUCAUGACGACGAACGUCUGGAUCACUCAGAACUGGAAUGAUUAUCGGCUGUCGUGGGACCCGGCGGAGUACGAGGGAAUCGACAAGCUCCGGAUCCCCUCCAGACACAUCUGGCUGCCUGAUAUAGUGCUGUACAACAAUGCAGAUGGGACGUAUGAGGUGACGGUCUUCACCAAUGCCAUCGUCCUGUUCAAUGGCAGCAUCGCUUGGCUUCCUCCCGCCAUUUACAAGAGCGCCUGCAAGAUCGAGGUCAAGCACUUCCCCUUCGACCAGCAGAACUGCACGCUCAAGUUCCGCUCCUGGACCUACGACCACACCGAGAUCGACCUGCUGCUGAAGUCCGACGCGGCCAGCAUGGAUGACUUCACUCCCAGCGGCGAGUGGGACAUCCUGGCUCUACCAGGCCGGAGGACGGUCAGUGCUCUGGACCCCACCUACGUGGAUCUGACCUACGACUUUAUCAUCAAGCGCAAGCCGCUCUUCUACACCAUCAACCUGAUCAUCCCCUGCGUGCUCAUCACCUCGCUGGCCAUCCUGGUCUUCUACCUGCCUUCGGACUGCGGCGAGAAGAUGACGCUGUGCAUCUCUGUCCUGUUAGCGCUGACCGUCUUCCUCCUGCUGAUCUCCAAGAUCGUGCCACCCACAUCGCUGGACGUUCCUCUAAUAGGGAAGUACCUGAUGUUCACCAUGGUGCUGGUGACCUUCUCCAUCAUCACCAGCGUGUGUGUGCUGAACGUGCACCAUCGCUCUCCGAGCACACACAGCAUGCCGGACUGGGUCAAGCUGGUGUUCCUGGUCAGACUCCCAGCAUUGCUAUUCAUGCAGAGACCGGGGGGAAACUCGGCUCGUCAGCGUCUGCGGCAGACGCGCCAUCUGAGGGACCCUGGAUCUCUGCUGGGCCUUGGUGCUCCUAACAGAUCCGGCAUGUCGUCAUCUGCCUCUGCGCUGCUGGCCUCAGCUUCGGCUGUCUCCUCGCCGGGACACUUUUAUAACCGAGGACCUCAGGUUCAGUUCGGCUACGGCUCUCGCAGACACGACUCGACACAGGACCUGAGAGGGAGCAGGCCGGCUCCAGAGUGGGGAUCUGAGAUCCAGGAGGCCGUGGACGGCGUUUGCUAUGUUGCUGACCACAUGAUGGGAAACGAUGAUGAUCAAAGUGUCAUCGAGGACUGGAAGUAUGUGGCCAUGGUGGUGGACCGCCUGUUUCUGUGGAUCUUUGUGAUCGUGUGUGUGGUGGGAACACUAGGUCUGUUCCUCCAGCCGCUCUUCCAGACGCAGACCGCAGCCGUCCAGCAGCCCAGCGCAGAGCCGUCCAGACGAGACCGAAUGUGAGGUCUGACCGGGUCACCUGCAGCCCGAGAUCUGAAUGAACUGUUGCUUUAUAUUAUCUUAUUCAAACACAUGAAGCUCUGAUUGAUCUGAGCAUGAAACACCAAUAGUGUCACAGUCAUUGUGCCAUUAUUAUAUUAUAAUCUCACUGUUGAGCAUUUUCCUCACAUCAGCAAUUUUUUUACCCAGAAUAUGGCCACGGAGUGUGUAAAGUGAAACCAAACGGAACUGCAGAAUUUAUUAUUGUUUUCAAACAGGUUUCACGCCCUUUGUCUGCCAUUGGUCUGAAACAUCAGUUAACCCCGCCCACCAACUCUUGUUAUAGGUCGAGACAUUGUUAGUCACUUUUCAGGGAAAUAAACCUACAGAUGACUACAGAGAUUCCCUGCACAUUAAGAUUAUUUAAUCUAUUUUUAUUUAAAUUGGUGUAGGGUUUACUUUGUAAAGAUUUUCACUCAAACAUUGCUAGUAAGCUUCACGGAAACACUAAGUAACACUGAAUUAAACAUGAAAUCAUGAAGUAGAAAGAUUGAAAUAGUAUUUUCUUGUAAAAUGUACUCCAAAUUUCAGUGGUCUUGAUAGAUACACAAGGUAUCUCUCGGUAUUCACUCUUAUUUGCAGCCAUUCAUGUCCAUUUUGGCAAAGUCUUGAUGAAAUCAGCACAAAUGUGUCUGUUCUACAUUUCGUCGGAGAGGAAGAAGAAUCACCUGCUCGUCCUCGUUUCAUUUCACACUAUUCUCUUCAGCGCCGGUGUGUUCAGGACUCAAGAAUUCAUCAGCUGUCGUUUUAUUUAUCAUGUUAUGUGUUCCUCAUUGUGUUCACCUGAAAGAACCUUCAGAUGAUGGACUCGUGAGUAGAGCGCCACCUGCUGGCUGUACUCUCAUUCACAAUGGAAUCCUGCAAUUAUUCUGUAUCUAAUGCAGACUACAGAGCAUCACUAUCAUUCACAGCACAGAAUACUGUAUCUCUUUAUACAGAUUUUGUUUUAUAACAGGACAGGUUACACCGAGGUGUUGGAGGUUUUAUAUUUUCCCAAAAAUCCACCCAGGACAUUGCUGGAGUGUGUGUGCGAGAGUUAUGGAGUUUAUGGUAUAUAUAUAUAUAUAUAAUGUCAGUCUGAAUCAACAGCUGUUUGAAACAUACAUCGCCUACCAUUUCUUGGGAAGCCAACAUUAGGGUCACUCUGAUAUGGGUAGCUAUUAUUCUCAUAUACUGAUAUUGAUAGUGAUAUUUCAGACAAAUGUAUUACUUGGAUUUUUCUGUCAACCAGUAUUAAAUGUGUUCUUCAUGGUAAAACUAUAAA